AAUUCUUUGUGUUUGGAACGUCGGAAGCGAAGAAUCAGUUGAAACGUCGAGGCGUUUUUUCUUAAACCCUAACCCUACAGCAAGAUCCGAGCGUAAGAGUCUUGCAGAAUGGAUGUUCACCGGAAAUUUCUGCGCCCAUGCGCUGCCGAAAGUUUCGUGGAGAAUGGCGCGUCGAUGCGUAGGUCGACCUGGACGAUUUUUCAAUGAAUUCGCCCGGCUGUGACAUUGUAGCAGGGGCGAGUGCAGUAUUGUCUGAAGAAUGCUGCAGGACGCAAUGCCAGGAGAAGCGUUCGUGUCAGGUGAUUGUCAGAUUGGGAGCUGCAAGCCUUCUACGAUGGACGAUCCGAAUACGAAACUUCAAGAGAUGGCGGAAAAGCUGGAGAAGUCGGAAGCAGGUCGGAAAAAACUUCGACAAGCCAUCACUAUGCUCAAGGAGAAAAUGGAAGCUACAGAGAAGGUACUGCAAGUCAAUGAGACUCUCCGGCAAGAAUGUGAAAAAGAAAGACUGCGUGCGGAAUCCGAGAGGAAGAAGGCGGAGGAAGAGAAAGCGUUGCGACUACAAAUUGAGAAGGAGGGCCUUUCCGUAAAGGAGCAACUCGCCCGUGUGCUUCAACGUUUAGAUGCUGUUGAAAGAAACAGUAAAUCCGAUCGCUUGGAGACGGACCGUAUACGCGGAGAGAUGAAGCAGGCAAUGACAGCACUUGGUGGAGCUUUGCAAGUCGCAGAAGCGGCCCAGGUUUCUCUUCAGGGUCUAGAGAAAACUGUACAAGACAAGGUCAAUGUGGCUGUCUCUACCUCCUCGAAAGCUCUUUCGUUGGCUCAAAGCGUUAGCUCUGACGCAAAGGCUGCUCAUGGAGUAGCGGCCUCAGCUGAAAAGAAUUCACAGUUGUUAGUGUCGCGAGUUGCAGCUGUGCAGAAGCAAAGCGGAGGUUUUGAUCUGCGCUUGAACACUCUUCAGCAAGAGUCUUCCAAGGCUUUAUCGGUGGUGGAGUGUGUGAAAUCGGAUGCAAAGGCGGCCCAUGUUGCCGCCAUCGCUGCUGAAAAAAUGUCACAAUCCUUGGUAUCACGAGUCGCAGCUGUGCAAAAAGAAAAUGCAGCUUUUACUCAAAGGCUGAACGUUCUGCAGCAAGAGCUGCGCACUAGAUAUGUUGAUGUCGGAGUUUCGUCUAGCGGGACCAGAGGUCUGAAUACGCCGGUGGCUCAUGAGGCGAAGAAAGUACCUGGGAGGGGAAUGGUUCUCUCGAAGAAUCAACAUUUGAAUGGGGCGGGUUUGGACACUCCCAAGCCUUCAAACGGGAGGUCUGUGUCAGGGUCUACUGAAUUGAAUCAUAGCGUUGGUCAAACCGAGACUUUAGUGGGCUUAACUGGUGUUAGCACACAGGCAAAGUGCCAUCCUUCUGAGUCUCUCCAAGUGGUAGAUUCUGGCUCUUCUUCCGGUUGCACGAGUACAUUCUCAAGAGAACUUGACGUAGUUAAGAGGAACAAGGUCUGUAAGGAAACUGGAGAGCCUUCCGUGGCUGCUGUACCUAAGAGACCUUUAUUAACAUCCCCUCCUGUGAGCACUGCUGCUCCUCGCUUUCAAAAACCUGCAAAUGUACCUGUCAGACGUCUCCUGGAUUCUCGACCUUUGAAGUGUACGACUGGAAAGGAAUGUAUCCCGAGCGCCUCAAAGGUAGGUAGUGAUGCAUCAGGAACUGUGAAGGCGGGCAGUAGCAGUGGCUUGAAUUUAUCCCGCGGAGAAUUGGUUGAAAGUCAUCCAGGUAUUAUGGACAUUUGUGUUCCUCAAACUAGCGGGAUUACUGGCUUGAAUGUUGCGUCUAGAAGGUGUUCAGUAUCCCAGCCGACUAAGUCCGACUUUACUGGGAGGCAAAAGAGUUGUGGCUCGGUAGACAAUGAGGAGAACUGUUCUCACACUGCUACUUUGAAAGUAAUCGAAGAUGGCAAGGCUUCGAAGAGUCCCGAAAAACGAGUGGUCAAGGGUCCCAAAGGGCAGAGAAGGGUGAAGCUCCCAGCUGCUUUGCUUAAAGAUAUAACCAAGUUAUUCUGUAGAGAAAAGAAAGUUCAUACAAGGAUGGAGGCCAAAUUCAUGGCUUUGGAAAAGGUUCUACAAACUGGUUGGAAUAAUGGGUCUUGCAGCCAGCACAAUUCUGAAAGCUUACCUCUGGAGUCAAGGAAGCGCAAACGGAGAGAGAAUGGUGCUGAAAAAAAUAGCAAGAGGAGACUGAAUGAAGCUUGUGAUCAAGCAUUGAAGAAGGAUACGAGACCUCAGGAUGGACUUCAGAUCGAAGCCUCUCAGGUCGUGAGGGAUAAACCUGGUGCAGCUGUUAAGAGAUCAACCAGGAACAAAUCAAAGGACUCUAGGACAGCGGAUCCUGCAACUCCGGUGCAGUCGACACCACCUUUUGCACUACCGAAGGUUAGCGAAAGUGUUGUUGCUGAAAUAUUUAUGACGGCAAAAGUCCAGGAACAAGCUAGUAUGGAAGUCAGUGGAGGUGAAAUUAGGCCUCUCGCAUCUGUCUCGCAUCCAGUUGGAGAGAGACGCAGUGUUCUUGUUACGCCGCUAAGAGAAGAGAUGGAAACUGGUGGGGGUAUUCACUCUGAGGGAGUAAAUUGGUGUCAGGAUGUUGGAUUUGAUGAGGGAGGAACUAAUAAGUGGACUGUUACUUGCAGUUCGGAUCUGCCUGGAACAGCUGGAAAGAGUGGGGAUGAGAGGGAACGGACGCAUGAUAUGGAUAUUGACAGGUGUCAGGACAAAGGUACUCAUGAUAUAUAUGAGAUAACAGGACUUGGAUGGGACACCGAAUCUGACCUCAGCGAGGAUGAGUUCGAUCCGGAGUGGUGGACCACCAAAAGAAUUCUACUAUCUCCAACUCUUCCAGAACUCCAUUCAUCCACCGAUCUUGAUGGGGGAAUAUUAGACACUAGCAUCGCUUGUCCUUCUUCAAACUCAAUUAGCUUGGAAGAGAUGGCCCUCUGUCUAGACGUGCUGCCUCCAGUUCCCGGAGAAGGGUUAGGAGGAGAAAUUAUAGAACCUAAGUUUCAAUUCUUUUCAGAUGCACAUUCUCUCGAUGAGUCUAAGUCAGGCGAUUCGAAGGUUGUCCUAAACUGUGCACCUAUGGUGGAGGGUGCCGAAGUACAAGAUCUCCGAGUAGGAAAGGUCGCAGGUGGGACUGAUAUAGCUACUCAAUGUCUAGAUGAAUCUUUCUCAGGCAACACAAGCGGUGAAGGAAAUGGUGUUUCUAGACCGGAAGGUGGAGAAGUACUUCUUCUACCAUCAGAAGGGUGUGAAGGAAUGAAUAUAUCAGAUACUCAGAGUCUGGAUGAAUCUAUAGCGGGGAAUAUGAUAGUUGAUGUAAUGAAGGCAUCUAGGUUGAAGGGUGUGCAAGUUGAUGUUCUUCCAACAAAAGGAUGUCAGGCAGGGAGCAUUUCUGAUACACACUUGCUUCUUGAAUCUGCGUUGCCUAAGAUGAUGGCGGACAUAAGCAAUGUACCCAGUUUGGAGCGUGUUGUAGGACAAGGUCUCUUGACAGAGGUGUGUGAAGAAGAUAUCAUUAUGGAUGAACCUGUUUCAGCUACAAAGGAGGUUGAUGUACAUACUACACCGAAGUCGGAAGAUGCUGACGUACAUUUUAUAGGUUCAAAAGGUCGUGAAGCAGAGAUGAUCGCGAAUACACACAGUCAGCAUGAAUCAACUUCACGCACCACCAGGGCUGAUGAAGACGUAUUAUCCAGGUUGGAAGGUCUCAAAGAACAACUUUUGCCUUCAGAAGAGUGUGAAGGAAUGACCAAAGAUGUGAACGUCCACUACUUUCCAGAUGGGCGAAGUCUGGGUGAAUCUGGAUCAAAUGUGAGGACUGACGCAAACAAGGAACCCACGUCGCAAGGGGACGGAGUACAGACUCUUCCAUCAGUGUUUGCAGCUUUAGAUUUUUUGCAAUACUUUUUGAUACAGGGCGGGAAAAGACCAGAUACUUGUUUAGAUAGCGCACACAUUUUAUUGGAUUGUAACGGAGAAGUUGCGAAGUUUCAAGUCCCCGCAUCCACCUCGGAUGUGAAGACUAAAACCGCAAUAGAAGGAAGUAAGCUGCUUGCUUCUCUCUGUCUCAAGGCGGAGCAGACGGACUACUUACGCAAAUGUAUACACCUGAUACUUCGAUUUUGUGACAAGGAUAGCACGUGGCUUCUGGCUGCCAUUUCUUCCUUUGUGUCAGUUUGCGGAAAGCAACUUCUUUCUGUGGAUGAAGAUGAUAUAGCCGGCCAGGCUGUUCUGGUCGUGAUUUCAGAGUUACUCAAUGACGCCGAAGCUUCGGAGGCAACAGGAACAGAUGCCCACUCGGAGAACGUGGAUCAUGUUAUGGAGAAUAGACACGACAAGACAUCGACCUCUUGUAUAGGAUUAGAAGAGAAUUUUAGCAGCCAUUCGUCCAAUUUGCACGUCCUGCGUGAGACUUUAGGUGAAUGCAAAUAUGACCUCAACUUUGAGGUGUUUUUGCCGAAAAUUUUGCAGAAGUUCGUAGAUGUAGUAAUGCCUAACUUUAUUAGGACUCCCUCAGAUCAUGAGCACUACUGUGCAGAAAGACUUUGCAUAGGGCAUCUUGAUAAGAGCGAUAGAUCACUCACAGCUUCCAGCGCUACGAGCAAUAGUACUGUGCCAACUGGUCCUAGCGAAGAAGCAUCUAUUCCAUUGUGUGACGACAAGAACGGGUUAUGCUGGCAUUGUAGCUACUCAGAUAGGUACAACUACGGGCCACACUUUGUGAAGAGAAAGGAUCCGGAGAUCAGGAGUGGGCACCCUCGCACCUCGUGGGAGCAAAAGUUUCACGAGAUCACUCACGCCUUGGAAUUGAUCGCCUUCCAUCUGGGAUGGGAGUGGACUUACAACGAGUUGAUCGUGGAAAAUCUCUGGAGACUUGUGCAACCUGGAGCUGAUGAAGUAACGGUGGCAUUGGUUGCGAAAUCGCUUGGCAUUUUUGGGCGAUUAGGAAUCGAGAUGGACGGCACAGAGCUUCAGGGUGUGGAAGCAUUGCGACAGAUUUUGAACGCUAUUUUAAGAUCCGAGAACUAUGCCGCUGGAGUUAACGAUGGGACCCAAACUUUCCCAUAUUCCGCACAAGUGGCCGCUGCAGAAGCUUUGUUAGAUCUAUCCAGCGACAUUAAGAGAGAUCCACAAAAUACUGUAGCAACAGAAAGAGGGCCUCCUGUUUUAUAUACCAAGAUUGCUGAGUAAUUUUUUUCAAUUCUUCGGACUAUGUGAAUUUGAAU
This is a messenger RNA of Marchantia polymorpha subsp. ruderalis, 5262 nucleotides long. The record is from the annotation of a GenBank genome assembly. NCBI's taxonomy places the organism in Eukaryota, Viridiplantae, Streptophyta, Marchantiopsida, Marchantiales, Marchantiaceae.